Daphnia pulicaria is the source of this 3079-nucleotide messenger RNA. RefSeq names its product vascular endothelial growth factor receptor 1-like. Gene Ontology annotation, biological process: cell surface receptor protein tyrosine kinase signaling pathway; positive regulation of kinase activity; protein phosphorylation. Lineage: Eukaryota; Metazoa; Arthropoda; Branchiopoda; Diplostraca; Daphniidae. The coding region runs from base 138 to 2870 and encodes 910 amino acids. The transcript is spliced from 16 exons. Gene Ontology annotation, cellular component: signaling receptor complex. Gene Ontology annotation, molecular function: transmembrane receptor protein tyrosine kinase activity; ATP binding. The record is from RefSeq and is a predicted model, not a curated record.
CGCAUACAACAAGUUGGGCUAAUUAUUCUUUGCUCGUUGAAAAAUUCAAAUUUUUAAAAAAUAUAUUUAGUCGAGUGUUCGAACUUUUUCGUUUUACGUUUGAGUAGUGGGGGCAUGGGUGCAUUUUCAAGCUGAAAAUGUUGUCAAGAAAACAGAAAAUCGCGCUGCUGGGACUUUUAUUUUACGUAUUGGCCAAUCAAGUCGUCCAAACCGAUCAAGUCCAAAUGUUUCCAAAAAUACAAAAGGAAGAUCAGGUGAUUGAAGCCGGCUCAACCCUAACACUUGCAUGCGUCGAAAAGUUAAAUCGAUCAGAUGAUCAAAUAAAAUGGACAGUUCCCAGACACGUCACAUUCAAGGAGCAAUGGAUAAAACGCUUUAACGAAACAACUUUCACGAAUGAAACGCACCUGAUCUCGACGAUGACUUUAAAAAACGCCACAGUCUAUGACACGGGUUUCUACAAAUGUGAAGGGAAAUGGAUAGAAAAUCGAUACGUUUACGUUUCCAGUCACGAAAAGCUGGUUUUUAGGGAGGGCGAUAACGAUCACUUUUUGGGCGGGAAACCAGGAGAACCCAUUAUUUUCCCUUGUAAAGUGACUCAUCCCAACGUCAGCCUCUCACUUUUUCGGCAAACGAGAGAAACAACAGUCCAAUUUCAAAAUGAAUACUUCAAGGUUUGGGAUUCCUCGUCGUCGUUUGAAAAUACGAGAUGGUCCUUCGAUCCUAAAAAAGGACUGACAUUGAAGGACCCCACAAUUUUCGACUCGACCUAUUAUUAUUGUGUUGGACAUUUGCCUCUUGUCAACGGAAAACGCGUCAGCAUCAAACAUUUUAGUCGAAAAUCUGGCGAAUUUCGGAGAUGGUUCUUCUCGACGAAUCAAACAGACGCCACCGAUGUUUUACGCGCUGCAUUAGUUGUAGAAGGAAUGGAACUGGAACGAAUAGGAGCACCUGACGACCCAGUGGAAGGAUCUAACGUUACAUUGAUUUGUACUACUUCUAACAAAGUUGGACAGGAAAAAAACAGGCCGAAAUGGUUCUAUCACGACAAUAACAAUUUUUAUCGUCCAGUCAUAUUACUCCCCAAGAAAAAGAGGAUGGAAAAAUUUAAUGCUAGGUUCCCAGCAAACGGUGAAAAGAAUUCACAGCCAACUAAUAAUCAAGAUUUUCAAUUAAGCGAGGAAGCCAAAUUUGUGUUUUUCUACAAGAGUGAACUCUACCUGCCAUACUUGACUCUACAUAACUCCCACACAAAAUUCAAAUGUGAAAUAACCAACAAAAGAUUCUUCAAAAUGAAAGAGAUAUCUUUCACCAUUAAAGAAAUAUACAACGACCCAAUGCCCAGUACUGUUGCGCUAGAAAAACACAUCGCUUCAAAUCUGACCUGCAAUCGGCUAUCGAAACACGUUUCUAUUCAUUGGCUCAAGGACGGCGAACGAUACUUUGACUCGGUUUACGAAAACGAAACCUCGUCAACUUUGACCCUGCAGGGAAACGAAAACGAAAGAGGAACCUACGAAUGCCGAUGGAAUAACAGCAGAGGAGAGGCCAGACAGCGAAACUUCUUUGUCAGUUUCAAAUUGGUCGAAGAACAAAGUACCGUCAUCAUUUUUACAACAUUAAUCGGAUUAUUUGCAGUCGGGAUGGGGAUCGGCAUCAAAUUUUACCUCGACAAAAAAACCCUUGAAAGAAUUUUGGGUGGAGAUCCAGGCAGAAUCGACCCGAAUGUGCCGAUUGAAUAUCAAACGGAAUUCCUGCCCUACGAUAAGAAAUGGGAGUUUCCCAGGAAAAGGCUUAGACUCGGUCAAGAACUCGGAACUGGAUGUUUCGGCCGAGUUGUCAAAGCCGAAGCCGUGGGCAUCAAAAACUCGGAUGAAACUGUGACAACAGUGGCCGUUAAAAUGAUCAAACAAACGGCCAAGACCAAAGACGCACUGGACGCUCUCAUAAGGGAAUUAAAAAUUCGUAUUUAUUUAGGGGCUCAUUUUAAUGUAGUCAAUUUGAUGGGAGCCUGCACCCAAACAAUGGUCAAAGAAGAAGUUUUGGUCAUAAUAGAGUAUUGCAGAUUUGGCAAUUUAAAAUCGCAUCUGAUAAAAUACCGAGACCGAUUCGUCAAUCAGUUGGACGCAUUGGGCAACAUGUUACCCGAGAAAAUAACGGCGGAAAUGAACUUACUACCCUCAAAUCAACCAGUCGGAAAUGAUUCUACAGACCAUCACCCUAUCUCUGAUGUGAAUGAAGUCUUAAAGUUCCAACAGCCAGGACAUAAAGUUAAUAAUGUUCUCGAACCGGCCCUGCCCUUCAAGUACGAAAAAGAAGAUUCGGGCACGGAUUUAAAUCAAAUAAUUAAAACAAGCGACUUAAUCUCCUGGUCAUUGCAAAUUGCUAGAGGGAUGGAAUUCCUAGCAAGCAAAAAGGUUCUGCACGGCGAUUUGGCCGCCCGCAAUGUUCUUUUGGCCGAUCACGGAGUUGUCAAAGUGACCGAUUUCGGAAUGGCAAGGCAAAUGAAGGAUUACGAAUACGAGAAAAAGGGAGAGGUAUUAUUGCCAGUCAAAUGGAUGGCCAUCGAAUCCCUGACUGAUAAAAUCUUUUCAAACCAAUCGGAUGUCUGGUCUUACGGGAUUGUUCUGUGGGAGAUUUUUUCCCUCGGUCAAGACCCCUAUCCAGGAAUGGGUAAUGGCUGGGCACUUAAGAGAGAAAUUCUAAAUGGUUAUCGAAUGACACCACCAGAAUAUUCACCCAAUUUUUUCGGGAAAAUAAUGGAAAACUGUUGGAAUUCGGAACGGAAAGAGAGGCCAACCUUCUCCAAAUUGGCCGAGAUGAUGGAAAAUUACAUCAAGUCAAAUAACAGCUUCGAUUAUUUAAACUGAACGGGAAAAGAAACUGAAAUAGUCAAAUAUUAGAGGUAUUCCACUCCCGUCUGAAAUUUUUAAGAAUUUUUACAUUAUUGAACGAUGAACAAAGUCGUAGCAAAUCUAUUUCCAGCAACGAGAUUGAAAUAUUUGGAAUACUCGGUUCGUCCUUAUACUUUUGACUCGUUUCUAAAGUUAAAUCCAAGUAAACCUUUGAAAUCCACCCU